UCUUCAAUACUUUCUAAAGAGACAUUCAAUUUGAAACCUGCUACGUUGUUAUAAGAAGGGGGUGUAACCUACCCAUAUCUUAUAAUAUUUAUUUUUAGAAUAAUUAGUUAACUGCUUUAGUAAUUAAUAAAAUGAAAACACAACAAUUUACUAUGUAUAGUACAUUUUGGAGAACAACCUACUAUAUUUCAUCCUUAUUCUGAACAUCCCGUUUAAAGACUGGAGCCUGCAUAUUACUAAUGAAGAAAAGACAAGGAAGUUUGUACAUUUAACAUGGAGAACUGCACUGAUAAAAUAUUUUUACAUUAAGGCAAGAUUUGAUCUUGCUGUUUUUAUCUCCAGUUUAGGCUUAAUAUCUUGAAACACCAUGACUAUCUUUCACUGGUGAGCUGUUAAUAGUUCAAAACACAUUUCUUAUAAAACUCGUAUAUAAAUAAUUUACUAUAACACAAUGUGUAUUUAAAGAUAUGUAACGUUUUCAGAUAUUCUGCAAUUCCAAAUAAGACUCCAAAAUAUUACCAAAAUUAAUUUUUGUACAGUAGAGCCCACAGGAAUUUGAAUACAUAAAUAAUUUAUUUUUUAACAAGCAGAUAUAACAUCCCUGUAAAUGGUCACAUUUGGGGUUUUUUCAUAUUAGAGUUUUAGUAGUGUAAAAUUAAUUUAUCACGUAUAUCAUGAAAAGAUCAACUCCAUUACUAAACAUUUAAAAUAUACUGUAUUUCUUGCUGCCAACUAAAUUUAUGUUUGGGGUAUGAAGAAAUCUUAUGUAACCUGCAUGAAAUAUGUAAGAAAUUUGAUGGCUUGCAUUUGAACUAGAUGUGUUUUUAUAAGAUAUCAUGUUCGAAGCUGGGAGUCUAUUUGUACGAGGUGGAGAAUUGCUUUCAUUACUCUGCCCAGGUGGGUAAAUAGGAGAUGGUUGUUCAGAAUCUUGUAAUGCCUCAGCAUUGAUGCUUCAACUAGGAGACAAAAUAAACAGGUAAUUAUGUAGUGUUCCAUUAAUAGCGUAUCUAUUAUUGAAAAACAUUAAUUUUUCAUAUGUUAAUGGGCUCAUAAAAGUUUUAUUUUAAUCCCUACAAUAGAUCUUGAAUAUUUUCUUAUAGGUUCAAACACAAAUUUCAAAUAAUAUUCUAAACCUGAUAGGCAGAUCAUUGUUUUUUUCAUAAGUUUAUAAGUAGUAUUUUCAAAUGAUUUAUUAUUGUACUACAACAUUUUUUUAGUUGUUUUUAUGCUUCUUGGCCUAAAAUUUAUCUUGAAUUAAAGACCAGCUAAGGUUAUAAACAUACAUAUAGCGUCACUUUACAAGUAUCUAACCUUCAUUCCUACCAGAAGUAAGUUUGAAAAAGAAAUCAAUUCAAUCAAAUAAAAUUAUAAUACUUUUGAAUUUUAUCACCAAAUAUAUUGAUAAGAUUUCUUACAAUGAAUCUAAAGUGUGCAUUUUAAUGCUUAAAUUGUACAACAGGAGGGAAACGUCAAUAUUGAUAAUUUUGGCAGAAUAAAGUGGCUUUAUCUAUUCUCCACUCAGUGAAACACAAGUGUCAAGGUGUACUAGGGCUGACACAGUCUUAUAAUUGUGUCAGGCAGCUAUAUAACUGUAGUAUAAUGGUUUCUUGCAGCUGUUUUCGAUGCUGUUUAUUCUCUUUGGCACUGUUAUGCCCAUUUGCUAUCAUCGGGUUUGCUCUGAGUUUGGCCUUCAACAAAGUAGAAGAUGUGACACCCCCUGAUGCCAGAGGCUCAAGAGCUGUUGACACCCUUAAAUUUGUUGUUGUUAUAUCAAGACAUGGAAACAGAGGAUCAUAUUUUUCAUUUCCGAAUGACCCGUAUCCUAUUAAUGAUACUAAUUACUGGCCAUAUGGUUCAGCUGAACUCACAACGUAUGGUCGUGUCCAAAUGUACAACUUGGGAGUGAAAAUACGUUCUCUCUACAAUGGGUUUCUUGACCCACUGUAUUACAGUGAUGACUUCUAUGCUUCAAGCACUGCUGUUGAUCGUACAUUGAUUAGUGGAGAAGCAUUUCUGGCUGGGUUGUUCCCUCCAACAGGUUUUCAACUGUGGAACAAGAAAAUACUGUGGCAGCCUGUUCCAAUUUAUUCUAAUUCUCUUGACAAGACUAUGGUAGUAGAGUGGUGUGCCAGAUUUGUACAGGAACAGAUAAUUUCGGAAAUGAACUACGAAAAUGAGAAUGCUUUCAACCUUACUUUUGUGAACAGUUGUCUGAACAGAAACACAGGAUCUAACAUGUCAGGAGGUUUUGGUCUGAUAACUGCUUGGGACACGUUUAUAAGCGAGGAAACAGAAGGAUAUGUUUUACCAGACUGGACUAAACAGGUUUUUCCUCAACCAAUGACCUUUUUGAUUAGAAGAAUGUACUUAGCAUACUUUGCAGCAACAGAUAUGAUGGUUAAAUUUGUUAUAGGCCAGUUCUAUAAGGAAAUGCUUGGAGUGAUGGAAAGUAAAGUAAAUGGCACGCUGACUCCUAACAGGAAGAUGUAUUUCUAUUCCGGCCAUGAUACCUCCAUAGUGACUCUGCAAGCCGUCCUGGGCAUACCCAAGUCUGAAAUCAUCGGUGCAGUGAAGCCAGGUUCUGCAAUGCUGUUUGAACUUCAUCAAAAUAUGACAACUGAAGAUUACUUUGUGGAGGUGCUGUAUAUAGAUGGCAGUUCUUCUCAUUUGACCCCUGUACCCAUUGACGUCUCUGCAUGUGGUCAUCCCUGUGGCUUUAAACAACUUGUUAACAUGACUCAGAAUUUUGUUAAUAUUACCAAUUAUGAAGAAGAGUGUCAGAUAUAAAACAUGUUUACUUCAAUAUAUUUUUUGGCUUUUUCAUCAGA
Homalodisca vitripennis (glassy-winged sharpshooter) is the source of this 2828-nucleotide messenger RNA. RefSeq names its product lysosomal acid phosphatase-like. NCBI's taxonomy places the organism in Eukaryota, Metazoa, Arthropoda, Insecta, Hemiptera, Cicadellidae. Gene Ontology annotation, molecular function: phosphatase activity. The coding region runs from base 1600 to 2787 and encodes 395 amino acids. Gene Ontology annotation, biological process: dephosphorylation. The transcript is spliced from 7 exons. The record is from RefSeq and is a predicted model, not a curated record.